Molecule: messenger RNA, 5149 nt
Organism: Alnus glutinosa
Lineage: Eukaryota; Viridiplantae; Streptophyta; Magnoliopsida; Fagales; Betulaceae
Product: protein ALWAYS EARLY 3
Exons: 22
Coding region: 1178-4615 (1145 amino acids)
Biological process (GO): regulation of transcription by RNA polymerase II; regulation of cell cycle; DNA-templated transcription
Cellular component (GO): transcription repressor complex; nucleoplasm
Molecular function (GO): DNA binding
Source: RefSeq, a predicted model, not a curated record
UUCUCAAUCUUCUUCUUCUUCGAUCAUUUCCAUCUUCUUCUUCCUCUUCUUCUCCUUCUCCACCACAACUCGGUUCUCGUACGCAUGUGCUACUCGAUCGGAGGGUGGCUUUACUCUCUCGCCGUGUGCUCGCGAGGUAAUGGACGCUGUUUGAUCGGUGAGCGCGCAUUUGCCGAUUGUUUGAAUCUUCUUCUACUUCGGGUUGUUAAGUCAAGGAAUCUAAGCUUUUUCUUGGACUUUCUGUUUGGUUGGCGGGAAAUCUAACGGAAGGAAAAGCAUAUAGAGAAAUGGGAUUGUAAAAUUGGAAAGCUUACUUUGCGUAAGCCAAGUAGGUGGAGGAUUUUUGUUCUCUCUGAUUUAAUUGAGUGAAAUCUGAAAAUCUAAUCUCUUUGAUGGGUAUGGGACGCAUAUGCUGAUCUUGCUUUGGCAAGUCGGUUGUUGUAACCUGGUCACGGGCUAAGGUUAUGCCUGCACGUUUAAGCUUAAUCUUAAUCCCAGUUUACUGGAGGAAGCUUUUUACCGUUUAGAUGGCUUUGAAUUUCAGUAGAUUUGGCUCUGGGAGGAACUGCAAGAGAGGUAUUCAAGCGAGGGAAGGAAUCAAGGAAACAAGCAAUCUGCAGAUCUUCUAAAGAUACAGUGACACCUCUUGCUUUAAAUAAUAAAAGUAUGAAACAAUCACACUUUUCAGUGCUUCUCAUUCAUGCAACGUGUUAGUGUAGGAAUUACUGGUUUUUGGGUUCUGUACAUGCAGUUUGGUUCACUGGGAAAAUGAGGGAAAUACAGAUUAUAUUUAUGUCUUUUCUUUUUUGUUUUGUUUCAGUUUUGAAUGAAAUGCUUUGGUUUUAAAUGAAGGAAAAAUUACUUUAGAAGACAAGUCAAAUCAUUUGCUUUGGGCUUGGCUGAGCGGAAAAUUUUCUUUUCCUCCCAUUUUCAGAGCCUAAAAAUUAAAUGCUAUGUGCAAUCCAGCAUUAAUAGAUUGCUUACUGUGUUAUCAGCAAAAUAAGGAUUAACGUUCUUUCCCUUCUUGUUGCUGAUCUAAUACUUAUGAAGACAACCCCAAGGGGUUGGCCCAAGUGGUGAAAGUUUUGGACUUGGUGGCAUCUCCAUCAAGUCUAAGGUUUGAAGUGGGGCUUGCACAGGUCUGGGGUUUAUCUUUCAGGGACAACUGAGGAAACUCAUGGCCCCAUCAAGAAAAUCGAGAAGUGUGAACAAGCGGUUUUCCUAUAUUAAUGAGGUUGCUUCUAGUAAAGAUGGAGAAAAUGCUAACAAAAGGCAGCGGGUCAGUCCUGGCUUUGUUCAAAAGAAGCGGAAGUUGUCUGACAUGUUAGGAUCUCAAUGGAGCAAGGAAGAGCUUGAGCGCUUUUAUGCAGCAUAUCGUAAGCAUGGGAAAGAUUGGAAGAAGGUGGCUGCUGUAGUGCGUAACCGCUCCGUGGAUAUGGUAGAGGCCCUUUACACUAUGAAUAAGGCCUACUUAUCUCUUCCAGAGGGUACUGCUUCUGUGGUUGGACUAAUAGCUAUGAUGACUGAUCACUAUUCUGUACUGGAAGGAAGUGAUAGUGAAGAAGAAAGCAAUGAGGAUGCAGGAGCAUCUCGGAAGCCUCAAAAGCGGGCACGGGGAAAAAUCCAGAAUAACACCUCUAAAGAAUUAGUUGGGCAGUUUUCUGACCUUUCACGGUCCCAGUCCUUUGCAUCAAGUUAUGGCUGCCUGUCAAUAUUGAAGAAGAGGCGCUCUGGAAUUAAGCCCCAUGCUGUUAAAAAGAGGACGCCUCGGGUCCCUGUUUCUUACGAUAGAGAUAAUGGAGAGAAGUAUUUUUCACCAGCUAGGCACAGUUCAAAACAAAGGGUGGAUGCUAAAGAUGAUGAUGUUGCCCACGAGAUUGCAUUAGUGUUGACAGAGGCUUCACAGAGAGGUGGUUCUCCCCAACUUUCUCGAACACCAAACAGAAAAACAAAAGGUGCCACACUGUCACCUGUUCACAACGGUGAAAAGAUGCAUGCUGAAGCAGAGAUGAGUUAUGCCAAGCUUCGCGUUAGUGAAGUGGAUGAGGGUGCUUGUGAAUUAAGCUUAGGAAGCACUGAAGCUGAUAAUGACGAUUAUGCUAGAGAUAAAAGAAAUUCAAGAGGUAGAGAAGGUGCUGGUACUGUAGAAGGUCAACAAAAGGUGAAGAGAUACAAUGGAAGGAAGCCAGAAGUUGAAGAAAGCAUAAACAAUGAUUUGGAUGACAUAAAGGAAGCCUGUAGUGGGACAGAGGAAGGACAAAAACCUGUUGCUGUCAAAGGAAAGCUUGAAAGUGAAGUUGUUGCCAGGUCUUCUGUCAAGGGUCUGAGGAAGAGAAGUAAAAAAGUUCUUUUUGGAGAAGAUGAAGGCUCUGCCUUUGAUGCCCUGCAAACUUUGGCAGAUCUGUCUUUGAUGAUGCCAUAUAAUGGGAAUCAUUUUAUUCCUGGAGUCAAAGCCAGUGCUUUGAGAACGGCUAAGCUGGACAAAGGUUUUGCUCACAACAUUGGUGCUAUUCCUGAAACAAAGGAGGAAACUCACCAAUCUAAUACUGGAAUGCGAAAAAGGAAACAGAAAAUUUUACCAUUUAAAAGUGUUGAAAAUGAAGCUCAUUCUGAUUCUCAUCUGAGCGAAUCUAAAAAAAUUGAGGCUAUUGCUGAAGUGAAGGUGUCCUUGAGUAAAGGUAAACGCUCUUCUCAUAAUGCCUCACAACCAAAACCAGGAAAGAUGGUGAAACCAACAGAACAUAUAUCUUCAAGUACUGAUCGCAGAAGGGAAGGGAAGGAUUCAACUCUAUCAACUUUAAAGGUUUCAUCAGCAGACCAGUUCAAACUACCAACUAAAGUUAGGAGUAGACGGAAGAUGGAUGUACAGAAACCACUGAUACAGAAUGAUUCAAAGUCUUCUGAAAGUAUUUUAAAUGAACAUCCCAAUAUACCCAUUCCUUCAACUGAUGACAGAGCACUUAGUCUUAAGGAAAAGCUUUCUAAUUGCCUAUCUUGGUAUCAAGCACGGAGAUGGUGCACUUUUGAGUGGUUCUACAGUGCAAUUGAUUAUCCAUGGUUUGCAAAAAGGGAGUUCGUGGAGUACUUGGAUCACGUUGGAUUGGGUCAUGUUCCAAGAUUAACCUGUGUUGAAUGGGGUGUCAUAAGGAGUUCACUUGGCAGACCCCGGAGAUUUUCUGAGCAAUUUCUGAAGGAAGAGAGAGAGAAGCUAAAUCAAUACCGGGAAUCUGUUAGAAGACAUUAUGCUGAACUUAGUGCUGGUACCAGGGAAGGACUUCCAACUGAUUUAGCUCGUCCUUUAUCAGUUGGACAACGUGUUAUUGCUCUUCAUCCGAGGACACGAGAAAUUCACGAUGGAAGUGUAUUAACUGUUGACCAUUGUAGGAGUCGAAUUCAGUUUGACCGGCCUGAUUUAGGGGUUGAAUUUGUCCCGGAUAUUGAUUGCAUGCCUUUAAAUCCAGUGGAAAAUAUGCCUGCUUCUCUUACAAGAAACGUCACGGUCAAUAAAUUAUUAGAAAACUUCAAUGAGCUCAAGAUUAAAUUUUCCCCAAAUGAGAACCUGGACAAUACAGAUGGUCCUUAUAAUUCCAAGUCAUCUCAUCAGAUCAGCAAUUUAUUAAAGCAGGGCGGGUCACCAAGCUCUAGCGUUCAAGCUAAAGUAAGGCCUAGUGAAAUUGCUAAAACCCAACAAAUAGCAAAUUCUCAGUUUUCACUUCUUGCUCAGAUUCAAGCAAAGGAAGCUGAUGUACAAGCUCUUUCUGCGUUGACUUGUUCUCUUGAGAAAAAGGAAGCUGUGGUGUUGGAGCUGAAGCGCAUGAAUGAUGCGGUAUUUGAAAACCAAAAAGAUGGGGAUAACUCUCUCAAGGAUUCAGAACGUUUUAAGAAGCAAUAUGCUGCAGUACUCUUACAGUUAAAUGAAGUCAAUGAGCAGGUUUCUUCUGCUCUGUUUUGCUUGAGGCAACGUAACACGUAUCGACAGAGCUCCCCACUUAUGUUGUUGAAGCCCACGGCUAGUUUAGGUGACCCUGGUGGUCAGUUGAGCUCUUUCGAUUGUUCUACUUGUCAUACCCAAGAAUCUGGACCUCAUGUUGCUGAAAUUGUUGAAAGUUCAAGAACAAAAGCUCAAAUUAUGGUUGAUGUGGCUAUGCAGGCAGUUUCUUGUUUUAAAAAGGGGGGAGCUAACAUUGAGACGAUUGAGGAGGCUAUAGAUUUUGUAAAUAAUCAGCUUUUAGUAGAUGAAUCUAGCAUGUUAGCCAGGAGGGCUUCCACUCCUGCAGAUUCUCUUCAUGUUACUGAGGCGUCUCAGGAUCAGUCAACUGCCUGUACGUCAAUUUCAUCAGCAACUGAUCAUGCACCUGAUCCUAAGUCAGGCACAUUGUCUGACCAAAAUGAAGCAAAAAUCCCUUCAGAACUUAUCGCUAACUGUGUAGCUACUUUGUUCAUGAUUCAGAAGUGCACAGAACGUCAGUUUCCACCAGCUGAUGUUGCCCAGGUGCUUGAUUCUGCUGUAACAAGUAUGCAGCCAUGUUGUUCACAGAAUCUUCCAAUUUACGCAGAGAUACAGAAAUGCAUGGGAAUUAUUAGAAAUCAGAUAUUGGCACUCAUACCUACAUAGCACGCGUUACUGAAGCGCAAUAUAUUUCAAUCCGGGUUCAUCAUUGCCUUGGCGGAGUAAGCUUAAAUGCCAUAACUAUAAUUUGAUUUGACAGGUCUGCUUGAGGAAGAGAGGAGAGGGAGAGAGUGUUGUGGUAUUCGGGGGAGGGGAGCAAGCACUGUUAUAAUUAUAGGAUGCAAUCGGGUAGUGGAGAUACAUUGUGUUUUGCUCCUCAUUAGUGGUUUGUCCUCCGGCAGCUUCACCUCAGGCCAAACAAUCAAUCACAUUCAGAAAACAAGGUAAAAUGCCCACAAAAAUUCAUUGGGACUCAAAUUAAAUUCAUGGCUGUAAGUAGAGUAUGAAUCCAUUGAUGGGUGUCCAACAUGCCAGCAAUGGGAUGUCUACUAACAGUAACAGCUGCCGCAUGUCGGUCCCACAUUCGACCCGUUAUAAGAUAUCUCUCACACAUUACAAGUAAUCUGUUACUUAUAAUGCUGAUUUAACAUUUGUCUUUGGUUACAACUUGCAAGAUAACAAGAAGUUUUUUCUCCAAAA